GUCAUAUGAUAAGUCAAGAGCAGGCCCCUGGAUAGCUUUGGUGUUUCUACAUUCACAAAGUAGAUUUGGAAGACAGAAGAGGCUACCAAUAAGUUUUUGAACCCUUUUUCGAGAAAACUUCGCAGUCACUGCGCAGACAUUAGACUUCAGCAAAAUGCCUUCCGAUCACUUUCAAUUCAGCUUUCAUGACCCCAUUGAUCUUGAAUGCACAAUCACAGUAAUAGUGUACAAGGCAGUAUCAAGACUUACACCAAUAGCCGGACUAAGGCCAGGCACAGCGAGGCCAAAUGCAGACAGGGUCAGGGAACUGGUUAAAAUGCUAACCACCGACGACCUUCUCGUGAAUCCAAAUCCUACAAGAACACUGCAGACUCUUGAUAGGCCUAACAUACGACUUGACACGCAACCAGCAACAAAUGUUUACCGAAACCUCCAUGUUCAACAAGGAACAUCAUCGUUCGCAGUCCUAGCGAUUGAACAUGGUGCUGAGGUGUGUCAUUUUUUCAAUUACAGUAGAAAGCUUUUGGGUUAUGCACAAGAUGGCCUUAUGGCAAGUUUUCGAGAUUCAACCAUUUGGAAUAUUCGAGUCAGAUUUGAACGCCGCCGGAAACAAAAUCAUAACGAGAAGAAACCAGUGCCAGUACCUCGUCCUCCAGUAGUUUUGACCCGUACCGGAAUUGAUGAAGUACUUGAAAAGGGAAUGCCCAAGUUUCAAGAAAUUGCGAAGCGUCUCCGAGAAGGAAUUAUGGCCAGCGGAAAGUUUGCCAAAAACUCGAGCAUGAUCACUCGAGGAACAGAGCUGAUUCUCCAUAUUGAACAAGAUAUUGAGAAGGGGGUUAAAAAAGCAGUUGAAAAAGAAGGUGCGCAUAGUCUCGAGAGAAAGAUUCCAAUCGUGUCCACAUUAUUUGGCCUGGUCUUCGGAGCUAUGCGCUUGAGAGAAGGUGACUUUGCAGGGGCAUUUAUGGAGGUGGCCUCGGGGGUCGCUGCUGAUAUCCCUGGAUAUGGUACAGCAGCAUCUCUGGUCAUUGAUGCUGCCCUGCUUGGUAAGGACAUUGCUAACACAAUCGCUGAUGAAAAGAACAAGAAAAGGCUAGCAGAAAGUGACAUUGCGGAAAUAAAAGAAGAAAAUAAACAGAUAAGGGAAACCUUGGCAGGACUGUUACCUAGAUCAGAAUUAUAUGGCUUAGGCACCGAAGGGUACUUUGACGAGUCUGACCUUGCUGUAGUUGAUGAUAUUAUCAAGAUUCAUGUUAACUGCGGAGAGUUAAUUGAUGGUAUACAGGUAGAGUACAGGCAUGGAGGGUUGGGAAACCACCAUGGAGGCCACGGUGGUGAAAGGCGCACGGUCCACCUCAAGAAUGGUGAGCAUGUCACAACCGUCAAAGGGUCAUUAUUUAUCGAUUUCAAGAAGCGAUCAAUAAUCAGCAGCCUCACAUUCAUCACCGAUUACGACAAUGAGUACACCUUUGGUUCUCCAAAGGGACGCCCUUUUGAGUUUGAAAUGUUGGAUGGUACCCACUUGGGUGCCAUUCAAGGAUGUGAUUUCUUCUCGGGAAGAAAAAAGGCUGUACCUGAUUGGGAACAAUAUAUUGAAUUGUUGCCUGCAAUCAGGUUUGUUUCCACGUACAGCGCAAUUGACUUCGCAUAGAUGUGUGCAGGAUGGAAAACUGCAUUGAAUUCAACUGCGCCUUGUAGGAUGACGUUUUCUGCAACCUUUUUUUAUAAAUACCCAAGAAAUGUAGCAAAAUUACCAACUAUUAGAUGAAAAGUUACUGAUUUUGACACUCCGAACAAAUCCGUAUCACCCAAGUCACUGUGAUAUGAGAGAUGAGGUUCAUACGUUAGGGAAAAAAUCUUGUGCCAAUCCCAUUGUCCACAGGUUCUUUUCCAUCAUACCUCUUACUCCAACAGUCACGAGGGGAGAUUCUUGUGUGGUUUGAAGGCCUUAUGGUGCCAUUGUGCCUUUUAACAGUUUUGAUGAUUUUUGAAUUACGCCCGGCCCCAGGGGGCGUUUCUUGUGAAAAAACUACUUUGGCUUUAUCUCAUGAAUGCUGCCAGCUAAAAUCAUGUAAUCUUUACUGUCGACACUGCUCAUGAGACUACAUCACAUAACAGGCUACCCGGGAAUUCGAUGUGAUCUACGUUUUAAAGUCACAGGGAUCAAAAAGUGUAAAUUUACCACACUUUGUUUCCCGAGCAUAAUUCCUCGGCCCCUGCGCGUACGUCAUGUGAAAAUCUACUUUUGGUUUAAGGAAUUGAACCCGAGGCGGAGGA
Messenger RNA from Lineus longissimus, 2274 nucleotides. RefSeq lists its product as uncharacterized. The transcript is spliced from 4 exons. Lineage: Eukaryota; Metazoa; Nemertea; Pilidiophora; Heteronemertea; Lineidae. The coding region runs from base 155 to 1648 and encodes 497 amino acids. The record is from RefSeq and is a predicted model, not a curated record.